Molecule: messenger RNA, 2552 nt
Organism: Paramisgurnus dabryanus
Lineage: Eukaryota; Metazoa; Chordata; Actinopteri; Cypriniformes; Cobitidae
Biological process (GO): regulation of toll-like receptor signaling pathway
Source: RefSeq, a predicted model, not a curated record
AGACUAAAGCUCGGAGUAGUAGAAAGAGAUAGAUAGAGAGAGAGAGAUAGAUAGAGAGAGAGAGAGAGAGAGAGAGAGAGAGAGAGAGAGAGAGAAGAAUAACUGGAAAGGUAGAGCGGUACUACUGUACAUUGUACAAUACAGGACAUUACUGUUACUCGUGAGAUAUUAGUUUUUUAACCAUAAAAACGAGGCAACCCACUCCUCUAAAAAAAGGUGGCUACCAUGCUCGGAGAAGCUUUCCUUCAUGUUCUAAACAGCAAAGAAGAUACAAAAAAUCAUGGUGGACGCACUGACGCACAAUCACGCAACCCUACGAACCGCCCUGAAGCUUGUAUGGCCAAUGGCGCUGUCAGAUCACCUUUGACAUCACGAACAGUGAGAGCUGGCAGGCCUGAAGGCCUGGAAAAGCUGGGGCCUUGCCGGGCCUCUGCACCCAGCAAUGCCGUGUCCAUUCUCAGCUGCAGUGGUGAAGAUCACUUGGGCAUGACGUUGUAUUGCUCCUGGUGCUGUCCCAGCUUUUAUAAGGAUUAUCCGGACCUCAGACUUGCAGGCGACCGGCUGGAGCAUUGGAGUCCUCAUAACCCAGGCCUGCUUAGCCCACAGGACGACGGUCCACUGCUACAGUCUCAGGACCUGAGCUCUCUGGAACCUUCUUUGGAUCAAAGUCAACAGGCAAAGACAGGAACCCAGCAGGAUGAGGGCUAUCUUGUCAUGGAGAAUGGUCAAGGCCCAAGCUGGGAGAGAAGGCUGACCAACUCCAUGUUAAAUGGUUAUCUGGAAGUCCAAAUGCUGGAGGUGUUUUGUCAGCACAUGCAAAACAUGGCAUGCUGUGGAUCUUCAUUGCUUGGCACUGAUGUCAUGCCAACACUGGCACCCACCAGCCUGAAUGUACAGAAGGAACCGAGAGCCAAUCAAGAAGAGCAGCUGAAUUCUUCAUCCAAUAAUGUUGUGCGAUACUGGAGCACCUGUUCAGCUCCAGCCACAUCACACUUCAGCUCACCUGUGCUGCGGAUUUCGGAAGCUGACGAGCCACCUGCAUAAACACAUACACACUCAUCAUGACAUCAUCACUUCCUGUCCUCACGAUACAAUAUUUGGGUUUAAUUACGGGGAAUCAAUAAUGGUAAUUGAGGAAAAAAAUUGUCAAAAAAAAGUCCCUAGCUGCGAUACCCUUUUUAAAAAAGGACACCUUUGCACCUAAAGAGUCCACAUUAUUAUCUCAAAGGUACAUACUGGUACCAAAUGUAUACAUAUCUGCACCUAAAUUGUACAGUACAUAUUAGGACCUUUUGAAGUGUCAAAAAUUUUGACAAUUUUUUCCUCAAUUUUUUGUUGGAUUUUGUAUUUUUGUUUUAUAAAAAAUAUGCUUAUCAUUUAAUAUGAAUGAAGCUCUAUUUAUAAUAUUUGUGGCAUAAAUUAUAUUACCACAAAUAAUUUUGACCCAUCCCAAAAAGUAUAUAUUUUUUAUUAAGGGCAUUUAGGGGAUGAACAAUUUAAAAGAGUUUUAAAAUUAUAGCCACAAACAUUGAGUAAGAUAAAAAUUGCUUAAAACAUUAUAAAAUAAUAUUAAAUUUUUAUGCAACUUACAAAUGAGGAACAUCACAAGCAAUUUGCCAAGUGCUAACAGUAUUUGUCCUACACAACGCAAGUUUAUAAUAACUGCAAGAUUAGUACAUAAGCUACAGCAGAAGUGAAAUGCAGUAAAGUAGAGAAAGAGAAGAAGAGAAACUGUAUACAGAUUCUGAUUUAGUGGACCUUAAUUUUGUAUUAUAAUAAUAGCAAAUAUAAAAGCCUUGCCACCAAAGGCCAGCAGCUCCUGUCCAGCAAACCUUGGUGUCACCAAGCAGACUUUGACACUUAAGAAACAAUAUACAAACCUCAUAAAUUACAACCUGUAACUGACUGAAUAUAUUAAAAAAAAUUCUGACACCAUUUCAACAUUACAGAUGUUGAAAUUGACUUUACUCAUUAACCUCUCUGUUUUUACUGUAAAUUUUAUUCAUCAUUGUAUAUUUUAAAGAAAAGGAACCAAAAAACAAGCAGUCAUGUGAAAAUUAUGUAACAACGUUUAUAAAUGUUAUCACUUCCUUCUGAACAACCAAUCAGACCUGCUGCUGUAUACAGCUUUCAUUUUCCUUGUAUUGACUUUUGAAACGUCAUCAAGUCCUGUUUUGUACAUGAUGCCAUAAUUAAUGAAUUUAUAUUAGGAUAAUGUAAAGAUAAUUGUGAGAUAAUGUAAACAGUAACUGUGAAAUUGGUUAAUAUUUUGUGUUACAUCGCCACCUGUUGUUCUUAUUGAUACAGUACACUGAGGAAUAGAACAAUCGUUAGGGCGCCCUCUAAUGGGAGCUUUUGGAACGGCGCCCAAUGUCACCACGAAGGGUUAUGUCAUAUUGCAUAUGUCAUUAGGCUUCAUUGUCGUAAGACUUAAUUUGUUUCAUACUACUUCGAUGUUUACAAAUAAAAUACACAUAAUCUUAUAUUUUAUACGUAAAAUGAACCUUGAAAUAUGAAUAAAGCAAUGUAAUUCUAUUCUAUAUGCAUUUGUC